CAUACCAAAAGUUGAGGCAGAUAAUUUUAACUCUAAUGCAGAUAAUGGGGUCAAUAAAGAAAACCAAAGAGCAAAAUUAAAGAAAAAAAAUCAACCUUCUAAUAUUAUAUAUUGUUAUAAUAAAGCCAAAAAUGCUUACUUUAAGAAAAAAACUGUUAAACCUAACCCUU
This is a messenger RNA of Racocetra persica, 170 nucleotides long. NCBI's taxonomy places the organism in Eukaryota, Fungi, Glomeromycota, Glomeromycetes, Diversisporales, Gigasporaceae. The record is from the annotation of a GenBank genome assembly.